AUGGAAGAUAACGAAGUAACGAGUGAGACUGAAUACGAACCGCCAUCUAAAAAGCAUAGAGUUGCAGAGGCUAGCCAUGACGUCGAUGCUCAAUCCGAGGAUUCAGGUAACGAAGAAGAGGAUGAAUCCUCAACUUCAGAGAUGAACGAGACAGGAGAACUUGAGGAUAACAUGGCUUACCAAGAAUGGCUUGAAAUGGCCAUGACAGCCACUGAGGAGUCGAGAAAUGAGAAAUGCAAAAAAUAUAUCUCCAACGGUAUGAGUGAAGAUGAUGCUAAAGAAAAAGCUCAUGAUGGAUUGGGAAUCGAAUCCAUCAAUGUAGACGAAAAUACCCCAACAUACAUCAGCGUGUCGUGGUCAACAGAUGCAGGGUCAUCGUGGGACCAUUACAUGGUCGACAUAGUUCCCCCUUCUGGGUAUAGCUUGAACGGAUAUCCGAUAAACACAACCGAUACGUCGUAUCAGAUAACCGGACUCAGUCCCGAAGAGGAGUACACGAUUACCGUUAAACCAUGGAGUAGUGGGAGCGCCGGUGAUGCUGCAAAUACUACUGUUUUCACAGAGGCCAUUGCUGAAGGGGAGAUAUUAGUGUCCGAUGUGACGUCUUCGUCGGCUUAUAUUCAAUGGAGAGCCGUUGAAGGAGUCAUCUUUUAUACGAUCGUGACUGAACCAAGUGAUGCCAUCGGGCAUUUAGGGGGUAUCUUGGAAGAGGAAGUCGGGCUGACCAUUCUACUUCCGGGCACAGUGUUCAAUGUGACUCUUCAGAAUGGCCAAACGUUUUCGAGCUUAGCGUCAACGGAAAUAAGAAGCGCACCCGGAAGUCCAGUCAAUGUUACUCUGGAUCAAAUCGGCAGUACUGAAGCAACUAUCUCCUGGACUCCACCAACGACACCACGUGACGCAUACGAGGUAUACGUCAUCAACAAUUCAACCAAUGAACGUUUACUCGCUGCCACUAUUCGACCUGAAGAAGUCAACGAGUGUACAGUAAACGGCUUAUCACGUGCUUGGGUGUACAGAUUCGAAGUUGGCACCCUCCUAGAUGCAAGCAAUUCGUUUGCAUUGCAGAGAAGUGAUAUGAACAGCAAUCCUUCGGUGCUUGGAAGAACUGGUCCCGAAGCCCCGUUAGGUGUUUUUGUCUCAUCCAUAACCGACGUCUCUGUCAGCCUAACCCUCACACCGCCAUCGAGUCCCCAUGAUGGGUACGAGCUCUACAAGCUCAAUCCAACGGAUAACCACAGGACACUUGUUUCAAACUUAACGCGGGAAAAUGGAAUGAUUUAUGAGACGGAUAUCGUUGGACUGGUCCCUGCGACACUUUACUACGUAGAGGUCGGGACUUUCCUCAACGCAGAAGGAUCAUUUCCGUUGCAGAUGAGUGAGGAAUAUGCAGCAGUGACAUUUCAAACUGAACUUCAGAUGGUAAUCGCAGUCGUGGGUCUGAUCAGCGGCGUUCUCGCGGUAGAUGGCGCCGUGAAUUCGGCGGGGCAGCCUGGGGAUGACCCGGUUGAGGGUGAAAUACACUUUGUUGCUUUGUUUCCGGGCGGAACCUGGGAGGGCUUAGAAAUCGCAGGACGUAUGGCUGUUGACGAUAUCAACUCCAAUCCGAACAUCCUCAAGAACUACACUCUUGUCAUGCACGUUGACUAUACUAAUCCCACGAGUCCAAACAAACCAAACCAGGGUUUAGCUGCAUCAGCCUUCUAUCAGAGGCUGUACAACGGUCCUCCUAAAUCAUUCCUGAUUGGUGGUUUCUAUUCCGAAGACUCUGGGAUCCUUUGUGAAACAGUCAAGUAUUGGAAUGUUAUUCAGGUAUCAUAUAUUUUCUCAUAG
Messenger RNA from Lytechinus pictus (painted urchin), 1833 nucleotides. Its product is annotated as fibronectin-like. Gene Ontology annotation, molecular function: protein binding. The record is from RefSeq and is a predicted model, not a curated record. The transcript has 7 exons. Lineage: Eukaryota; Metazoa; Echinodermata; Echinoidea; Temnopleuroida; Toxopneustidae. Bases 1 to 1833 code for a protein of 610 amino acids.